AGAGCGCGACGCUAAUGCUGACGUUCAAACUGACGGUUAAAAACCGCCUAACGAGCGCGAGAGGCAGAUCGCUUCUCUAGCGAGUGUUGAGGUUUAAGACCAAACGUGUCGGCUCGUCGGGAGUCGUGACGAUGGAGUGUCCGUUACUCGGAUUUCAAAUCCAUCAAAGCUCCCGCCGUGUGUAAAGACAGACCUGGUUAACCAUCUGAAGACAGCGAGGAAAUGAGGCUCAACAGAUACAAGAGUGCGGGAAGGCGGUGCGAGGCAGUAGUCAGCUGCAAUGGCCGGCAAGACGAGAAACCAAAGCCAUCGUAGGCAUGAUGAAGAACGAGAAAUGUGCCGCAGAGAUGAUCAAAGCAGCACCUACACGCACCCCAAACCGCGUGAAUAUGAGGACUCCUUUCACCAGGAUCGCCGGGACAUGUAUACAGAUACAUCAACCUAUAUCACCUCACAUAGGGUGGCUCUUUACAACCUAAGAUACAUUCUUACUUCCAGAGGGAUAUGCCAGGUGAUAGAGUUCUUCUUAAACAUGUUAAUCAUCAUCUGUGCUGGAGUACCCUACAGCAACACAGGCCGAUAUCGGGACAUCGCCAACUUGGGUGGGAUCUACUACUAUUACUAUGGAGGGGCGCAGGCCUUCACGCCGCAGGAGGCCGCGCAGGUCCAGCAGCUCGACGACCGUUUCUACCAGCUCAAGAUCCCCCCUUACAUCUUCACCAUGGCAGCCGGAGGGGCGCUGAUGGCUUAUGCGCUAGCCGUACUGGCUCUGGGGGUGUUCCGCGUGCCCUUCCGCCAGCCUCCCGUGCUGCUGGUCGAGAGCGUGCUAGACGGCCUGAUCAGCCUGGGCUACGUCCCCGCCGUGGCCUUCUACUUCAUCAAGCUCAAGGAGAUAUACAACAACCAAAUCUGUAAAGACAGAGAAGCCAUGUACAAGUCCAAAGGCUUCCAGGCCUCUGAGUGCACUUUCAGUGGGACAGACGUGGCAGAGGGGCUCUUCGGGGUGAUGGGCACCCUUGUGUUCUGCCUGAGUGCAGUGCUAGCCGUGAAAGCGUUCCGAGCAGUCAGAAAGAUGAGGCAGCCAAGGGAGGUGGAUGACAAUUUCUGAAGGGUUUUUGCAAGAAUGGGCAACACGUUGCCAUUCUAAGUCUUUUGUUGCCAUUUUAUUUUCAGUCACUUUUUACAAGAGCAAAAGGUCAGCUGUAAAGUUUCAUAGGAUUUUUAUUUUUAUUUUUUUUCCAUAAAUCAGUUUUGUUUAUUUUAUAUUGGACUGCAUGCAC
Electrophorus electricus (electric eel) is the source of this 1280-nucleotide messenger RNA. RefSeq names its product MARVEL domain containing 3 (gene marveld3). Gene Ontology annotation, cellular component: membrane. The record is from RefSeq and is a predicted model, not a curated record. Lineage: Eukaryota; Metazoa; Chordata; Actinopteri; Gymnotiformes; Gymnotidae.